This is a messenger RNA of Aspergillus puulaauensis, 1710 nucleotides long. It is a transcript of the gene SFH1, whose product is annotated as putative RSC complex subunit Sfh1. Gene Ontology annotation, biological process: chromatin remodeling; regulation of transcription by RNA polymerase II. Gene Ontology annotation, cellular component: nuclear chromosome; nucleus; RSC-type complex. Gene Ontology annotation, molecular function: transcription coregulator activity. The record is from RefSeq and is a predicted model, not a curated record. Bases 1 to 1710 code for a protein of 569 amino acids. The transcript is spliced from 4 exons. Lineage: Eukaryota; Fungi; Ascomycota; Eurotiomycetes; Eurotiales; Aspergillaceae.
AUGGCCAACAUGUCCCCUCUUCGAGGUUAUAUCACAUCCUACCCCCCACGAGUGCGUCAAUAUGCGAACGCGCUCUUCACGCCCGUCAUUCCCCAGACCCAAGUUGGACCGACACCGCGUACCACGAAACGGGGAACCACGGCCAUCAAUUAUGCGGAAGAUGGCUACGACGAUGAAGACUUUGAUGAUAGUGAAGGACCCCGGCGCCCUACGGGUCUAAGGAGUCUUCGACGAGAGGAACCCUCGUUUGACAAGGCGGCGCUGGCAGAAAAAUUAGGGAAAGAGGCGCACGCCCCUGUAGAGGUUCAAGGUAUAUUUCGAGACUGGAUGAUCAAGAAGAUGUUGCGGCCCGCGUGUGCCGACCAAUUGCAGAUACAAGCGCAACUUCCUCUGACCCUUAUACCCAUUCGAAUUGACCUCGAGGUCCCGGCGCAUCAGCCUCAUGAGCCCUUCCAGCUACCCCGGAAUGUCCUUGACCCAGCGAUCAACCCAACAUUGCCUGCGUACAGGAAACCAGACGCAUUGCCCGCUUUUCGAAUCAAGGACACGUUUAUGUGGAAUCUUCACGAGGCGUUUGCGACUCCUGAAGAGUUCGCUUUCGGAUUCGUUCACGAUCUGGACCUUCCCAACCAACAGGCGAUGACAUUGGCGAUCGCUACGCAAAUCCGCCAGCAAUUAGAGGAAUAUGCCGGCGUCGCACUACACCCAUUGUUUCAAAGCACACAGCCAAAACCUGCUGCCUCACAAGCAGGCCUGUCGCGUGAUGCAUCCUCCACUCCUAUCCCUACGCAGGUUGCCACCCCGGACAGCAAAGCCAAUCUAGUGACAGCAACAAAGGAACCACUUGUGAACGACAGCAUUUUGAACCCAGAUGAUGCUUAUAGAUGCAUGAUUAAUCUGAAUAUAAACCUCCAGAACAAGCUGUAUACGGACAAGUUUGAAUGGUCACUUCUACAUCCUCCUGGGAUGGCCGAGGAGUUCGCAAGGAUUACGUGCGCGGACCUUGGCCUAGGCGGGGAGUGGGUUGGAGCUAUCGCACAUGGGAUCUAUGAAGCAGUUUUAAAACUGAAAAAGGAAGUCUGCGAAAGUGGUGGACUCAUUAGUGGUAUAGGAAGCUACAGAAAUGAGAUCGAUAACCAAGCUGCGAACGGUGCUGAGGCGGGCUGGCGAUAUGAUCCUGAAGGUCUCGGAGAUGAGUGGGAACCGAAGGUUGAAACGCUGUCAAAGGAAGAAAUCGAAAAGCGCGAGGGAGAUCGUGAGCGGCAGAUUCGACGAUUACGUCGCGAAACUGCCCGAUUCUCUUCAACGACGGGUAUUACACCAGAGGUCUCACGACAAGGAAGCGGCUUCUUUGAUGUUGAUAGUGAGACACCCCUGGGGCGUGGCGAGAGGAAUAAGCGGAAGAGACGUUUCCGCAGUCUCAGUCCGUUAGGAAGGGGAGGCACCCCCGGUGGACGAGGGACGCCGGACACUGGGUCGGGCGCUGGUUAUGGUGGAGGCGGUGGUACUCUAUCUGACUGGGAACGACAACAUUGGCGAUGCAACAAUUGCAUGGUAUGGGGUUCAGCAGUAUGGGCUGUACGAGACGGGCCGGGCGGGCCAAGGACACUUUGUCAUAACUGUGGUCUCCUAUACGAGCGAGACAAGGUUGUCCCCGAGUGGUCGAGGAAUCUACACCGUCACGACUUGCCGAUAACAGGACGGGUAUAA